This is a messenger RNA of Ambispora leptoticha, 1476 nucleotides long. The record is from the annotation of a GenBank genome assembly. NCBI's taxonomy places the organism in Eukaryota, Fungi, Glomeromycota, Glomeromycetes, Archaeosporales, Ambisporaceae.
AUGAUACCACCACCAAUUCAUCGCGGAAUGAAAAAUUUGCAGCGAGAAUUAUUUCGCACUAAAGUGGAACUAGUUGGAGUCCGUAUCGCUGCAAAUACAACUGCAAAGUUUUUGAAGGUCUUAAAAGAUGAUUUAUUUCAUCAACCAAAAAUGAAAAAUGUCGCUAAUGAUCCAGAAUCCAACGAUGCGAGGAUUAUUCUACUGAAACCGGAAAUUCAGAGUUUAGAGCAAAUCGAUGACGCGAACAUCUCGCAAGAAUCCCGAGACCUGAUCAAUCAAGAAGCGUUAGGUUUCGUCAAGCAUACUGUUGAACUUGACUAUGGAAAUUGGGGUGCCGACGAGAUCCUGAAAGCUAUUUUGCCGGAAGAUAGUGAAGUACCUUCGUCCUUUACACAGAUCGGGCAUAUCGCACAUAUGAAUUUACGAGAUGAAUUCUUACCAUGGAAGGAAAUUAUCGGCCAAGUGAUUCUUGAUAAAAACCCAAAAAUUAAGACAGUCGUCAACAAAACUGAUAUAAUAGAUACAACAUUCCGAUUCUUUAAUAUGGAAAUCUUAGCUGGGAUUAAUAACAUGAUUGCCGAAGUGAAAGAAGGCAAUUGUCGAUUUCGAUUAGAUUUUUCUCAAGUGUAUUGGAAUUCACGACUACAUUCUGAGCACGAACGUCUUGCAAACUUAUUCAAAAAAGGCGAUUAUAUAUGUGAUGUUUUUGCAGGGAUAGGACCAUUUGCGGUUCCUGCGGCCAAAAAAGGGUGUAUUGUAUACGCAAAUGAUUUGAAUCCAGUUUCUUAUAAAUAUUUGCAAGAGAAUAGCGUUCUUAAUAAGGUUCAAUCAAAGAUUUUUUCAUAUAAUAUGGACGGACGCGAUUUCAUACGAAAAGUAGUAAAAGAUUUACAUGCCAGCUUGGCUUCAAGCUACAACAAUAAUGACAAUGAAAAUGAAAAAUUAUCGAAUGAUGACAAAGCUGUAUCAGAGAGCAAAUCAAUAUCUUUAUCAUCUUUCACGGAUAACGCGAAUACCGCAUCGUCAGCAAUUUCUGCCAUUACCACUACUGCGACUUCAACGUCAGUAACCGGGAAUACGUUUAAAAUACAUAAAUUUCGAACAUUUGAUCAUUUUAUUAUGAAUUUGCCCGCUACAGCUAUAGAAUUUUUGGACGCGUUCAAAGGACGUAUAAGGUUAGUUUUGAAUGAACCUGCGUCUUCCUUACCAAAUGAUGCAUUCGCGGUACAUUUUGUGCGGAGUGUUGCUCCAAACAAAGAUAUGUAUUGUGUCAGCUUUCGAUUAAAUGCAAAUGUUGCUUUCGGUGCUGUCCCUUCGAAACCCGAAAUCUCAAUUUCUUCUUUGGACGUUGCUGAACAAGAUGAUGAUGAUGAUCACGAGGUGGGACGAGAAAGCAAGAAAAGGAAAGUUGAGGUGAACAGUGCUGAGGAUAAUAAUAACACCGAUGAAAUCUCAGAAAUUGAGGAAAAAUACUAG